Caenorhabditis elegans is the source of this 672-nucleotide messenger RNA. RefSeq names its product BPTI/Kunitz inhibitor domain-containing protein (gene K11D12.7). The record is from RefSeq and is marked reviewed. The coding region runs from base 1 to 564 and encodes 187 amino acids. Gene Ontology annotation, molecular function: endopeptidase inhibitor activity; serine-type endopeptidase inhibitor activity. The transcript is spliced from 3 exons. NCBI's taxonomy places the organism in Eukaryota, Metazoa, Nematoda, Chromadorea, Rhabditida, Rhabditidae.
AUGCUGAAAGUUCUUUUAGCAAUCGGUCUACUGUGUUUGAUAGAUGUUUCAGCUCAGUUCCGUGCUGAAUGUGAGCAUCCGCUUCAUUUUGGAGUUCAGCAAUGCACCAACACUUCAGUUGUCAGAUAUCACUUCGACAUGGAAAGCAAGAAAUGCCUUGCUUUCAAAUACACUGGAUGUGGAGGAAACGAGAACAAUUUCAAGGAUUACUCAGCUUGCUCAAACUUCUGUAUUCCAAUGGACUAUUUCACAUGCCCAGGUGGCAGUGAUAGUGUCGCUGGAAAGAACGGAAAGAGCCACUGUGGAGGAAUGGAACAAUUGAAGUGCGAUGGCCCGAAUACUUUCUGCUUGAAUGGCCCAUUCACUGGAAUCUGUUGCGACACGAGAAUCAGAGACAAAAUCGAUGCCGACUACGCCAAGGAGUGUGGACCAGGAAAGCUGAAGCAUCAAAUUGAUAUUGGAGGUGUCAAGAUCCCAAUGUUCGGAAAAACUUGCGAUUCUACAUUCUGCCCAGCCUAUACAAAGUGUCAUCAAGGAAAUUAUUUUGCUUACUGUUGUGCUUAGUGUUUUUAAAUUAAAUGGGAUAUAUUUUUUGCAUAGUGCCUUCUGAAAUUACGGUCAUUUGAAUUUUAAAAAAACUCGAUUUUUUAAACAAUAAAGUAUCUAACAAUG